UACAUUUCAAAAAUCCACCGACAUGAAAGAAGGAGUGUGCUUUCUGCUGUAAAGUUACAACGCGCUUGAAAUUUAAGUCUUAAAAACUAUCCGAUAUGUUAUUUUAAAAAAAAUGUUUCUACUAUUUCGCUUGCUGGCGAGACUAGGUGAAUUAUAAAUAAGAAAAUUGACGGAUCGUUUUUGUUUUAUUGGCCGGAAUGAAUGGGACAUUCAUUCGUGAAGGCGACAGUUGUAAGUCGUAGACCAGGUAAGCGUGAGUCAGGUUGUUGCGGGUCACGCCACAACUCGGGCCAAUGGAAAUGUAGAACGGCCGCCUCGCCGACCGGCCCCCCGCUAUUCCCGGCCACGGGUGCCACAAAACCGCCUCACUCUUUUCCAGUUGUGUUCCAGUUGUGUUGCGGACUCGCAGUUGCUGCGAACCACUUCCAACCUUCUCUUAUCACGUGGGACUCGAUCUACAUCUCAGGCAUGCUCACCUGGUAAAUCCGUUCCGAGCAUCAUUCCGUUAAGCAAGAUGUUCCUGUUAUUAAUAUUGUGCUGGUUUGGAAUGGCCAUCGGCGGGUACAUCCCUCCCGGCCCGAAGUUCCCUUGUCCACAGAAGCCCAAUUUUCUGUAUCCUUGUAAAUGUACAAAAGGAACCGAUACAGGCCUGACAGUUUUCUGUGAUAAAAGCAACCUGGCGUCACUUUCCAUAGCAUUUUCGAACAUCGUUUCGAUCCAAGCGCCGGUAGACGUUCUAACUAUUUCCAACGGGAAAUUCACACGUCUUUUUGGUGGACUUUUGUACGCUUUGGAAGUGAAAAAGCUUAUCAUCACAGACACUCCAUUGAAGUCUAUCGAAGCUCAUUCUUUUCUUGGUGUCAAUAAAACUUUGGAGGAAUUGCAUUUGAUAAGGACCGAGCUUUCGUCGUUUCCUUCUGAUGCUUUCCAGAAUAUUGGAAAAAUUAACACUCUAAAUAUAGACGGGCAUCAAUUGUCCACACUACCAGUCGGUAGCAUGGCUGGAUUACUGCCUACUAAUCUUGAAAAAUUUGCUUUGAGUAACGGCAAUUUGUCCGACCUCCCGGUUGAAACGUUAAUCCCGUGCAAAAGGUUGAAAAAGCUCGAUUUGCACGGCAAUCAGUUGAAAGCGCUCAAAAAGAACCAGUUCAAAAGUCUAAGGGCUGUCGAGAUUUUGGAUUUGUCUCACAACGCUUUAACUAAAAUAGACAGCUCACACGUGUCGGAUUUAAGUAAACUUAGUAUACUCAAUCUCUCUAGCAAUGCUCUCACCGAACUUAAAAGGGGGACAUUCGCUCGAAAUUCUGUGCUCAAGUCUUUGAUUCUCAACCACAACAGAAUAAAAAAAAUAGACUCUAACACAUUCAGAGGGAUGCGCUUUAUGAGGAGACUUGAAAUGUCUGACAAUGAAAUAUCCGAUAUAGGCCGAGACACGUUUGGAAUGAUUAGUCGAGUCGGAGUCAUUAAAUUAGCAAGAAAUCAGAUUAAAAAGAUCGAUUAUCAAAUGUUCAGCAAACUUCAGUACGCUGAGCUUAUUGACGUAUCAGAAAAUGCUGUGACUGAAAUACAAAAAUUGGCGUUUAAAGAUUUGUAUCUAGUUCACAUCAAUCUGUCCCACAAUGCUAUUUCAAAAAUCGAACCGGGUGCAUUUGAAAAUUGUGCAAAUAUCACAACAUUGGAUUUAUCGUACAAUAAAAUAGAAUACUUCCCUCCUAAGGCUUUUGAUGAGAUCAGUUACGCAGCCGAAUUUCAACUGGCUUACAACAACAUUACAGACCUAUCAAAAGUGCCAUUAGCAAAUAUGACAGAUCUGAAGAUUUUGAACGUGACUCACAAUCAGCUCACGACGAUACCGAAAAACACAUUCCCAAAACAUUAUCAGUUACAUACCGUCGAUUUGAGUCAUAAUAAUAUUUCUAAAAUUUACAACGGUGUCUUUCAGACUCUUUUUGGGAUCAGAAGUCUCAAUUUAGGUUUUAACGCAAUCUCUGAGAUUAAGCUGGGCACAUUUGGUGCGAUACCGACUCUUCUUGAGAUGGACCUCAGCUACAACUUACUCACGGAUAUUUCCAGGGGGGCUUUUGCAAAACUGGUGUCUUUGCAGACAAUAGACCUGUCUUUUAAUUUUCUCAAAGGGGUGUUCAACAUCCCUGUAGCAUUGACGAGGCUUAAAAUGAAUAACAACGAAAUUGAAAAAAUCCCCCCGUCCAGUUGGCCGACAGCCAAUGCGUUGCAGUAUUUGGAUCUGAGUGACAAUUACAUUGAAGACUCUCUUCAAAGCGGAUCGUUUUCUGGCCUGCUAACACUGCAGACGUUAAAUCUGAGCAGAAAUUAUAUUACAGCAGCUCCAUGGAUCGCCCUCUCGGAUCUUGCAACAUUGCAAUAUUUAAAUAUGCAGGGCAAUAAUUUGACUUCAUUGGGAAGAGACGCAUUUGGAAAAUUGCCACUGGUUUUUGAAUUAAAUGUUGCAGAAAAUCAAAUAACAGAAGUGUCACCGAAGGCCUUCGAAGGUCUUCUUCAGCUGUUGAAGUUAAACAUGUCCCACAAUUUAUUAAAAAAUAUAACUAAUGGAGCCUUUAAAGGUUUGGUUGCAUUGAGAGAGUUGGAUGUAUCUUACAAUGAAUUGGAAAGUUUAGACAAUAAAACCCAUGGUCUUUUAGAUGACUGCUAUUCUCUUGAAAGGGUUGAUUUGAGCCAUAAUAAAAUAUCCUUCGUUACAAGGAAAACAUUCCCAAGCGAUCCGUACCAACCGUACAAACUAAGAGAUAUCGAUUUAAGCUAUAAUCACAUGCCUGCCGUGACGUACGAUCUGACUUAUGGAACAAAAAAGGUCACUUAUUUAAACUUAAGUCACAACAUGAUAAAUGAAAUUCGAAAGAACAUAAUCGGCAACUUGACCUCACUGGAAAUCCUUGAUUUGUCUUACAAUGAAUUGAAGGAAGUGUCUGAGGCGAAUGUUUUCGUUUUGCCUUCAAGUUUGAAAACGUUGUACAUUCAAAACAAUCAACUUGACACGAUACCGAUACAACAAGUAGUGAAAUUGAGACAUCUCGAUAUAAGAAACAAUCAGUUAGAUUAUUACAUUGAAUUACAAAAAAUGGUUAAAAAUGGAAGCAGAAUCUUAUAUUCAGGCAAUAGCGUACAUUGUGACUGUAGAUUGAGACCGUUGAAAAGGUUGCUCAUGGAAGACAAUCCUUACAUCGACGACUGGAAAGAAGUGAAAUGCGAUUUGCCACAAUCAACUUUCGGAAAGUCUAUAAUGGAGGUGAGUGAAGAAGAGCUGUCAUGCAACGGGGAGCACGAAUAUUUAGGAGAAGAGUUUGACGUCACGCCGGAUGUUAUGUUUAGAGAAAUUUCAAGAAAUCCUAAUGGAAAAAUAUUGUUAACAUGGUAUGUGACAGCAAAGGAAGACAUUGCUAAUUUCGCUCUUCUGGUUAAGGGUCAUGAAGGUCAAGAUGAAAAACCAAUGUUAAAAAAAUCCUUGGCUUACAAUACUAGAAGUGCAAUCUUGACCAAUUUUCCCACAUCCCAGGGUCCUCUGGAGCUGUGUAUUUUAGCACUCAACAGCGAAGGAGAUGAAAGGGAACUUCACAAUCUCCAGUGUAAAAGUUUGUCUGCUCAAAGCGUCGCAUCAUGUAUCCUCCCUCCAAUUAUAAUUAUUUUUAUAUCAACUUUUAUUGCUCUGUAUAACUGACCGGUUAUUUUGAUCAAUCGCCAUGAAUGGAAAGAAAGGUUAUUUUUUAACAACAUUUUCACCUAUGAUUGUAAUCAAAAGUGCAAGUCUACUUAAAAUGUUCCUUAUAGAAAAAAUUGGUUAAAAAAAGUUACCUAAGAGCAUGGUACUUCUUAUGAAAUUUGUAAGCUAUAUUACCUUGUAAGAGGUGAGCUGUGAUAUUAACUGCGGUCUAGCGCAGUUGUAUGUAAAUAAUUUAAAAUUUUUUUAAUGAUUAGGAAUUUGUCUGUAAUGAUUGAUUUCAUAAGAGUAAUUUUACUCAAUGGAGAAUUACUGUAGAUGUACUCGCAAUUUAAAUUAUUAUUUUUUUUACUGUACAUAUUAUUUAUAUAGCAAUCAUUUUUACUUAAGGCAUUGUACAAAUUUACCUUAUUUAUAUUAAUAAUUUUAUUGUUUUUAUGAAAAAAUGAGAAAAAGGCUGUGUCAGUUAAUUCCAACUUCACUUGUCACUUGUUCUGUACUUAUAAAAGUUAUUUAAAAUUAUUAAUACUGUUUUAAUUUAAUUAUCUUGAUAUCAUUUCUUUUUAAUAAAAUUUUUGUUAUUACAAGAAAAAAAUAUUUUUUAAAUAAAUUAAGAACAAUAGACAAAUAA
Cimex lectularius (bed bug) is the source of this 4325-nucleotide messenger RNA. RefSeq names its product protein artichoke-like. NCBI's taxonomy places the organism in Eukaryota, Metazoa, Arthropoda, Insecta, Hemiptera, Cimicidae. Gene Ontology annotation, molecular function: protein binding. The transcript is spliced from 13 exons. The record is from RefSeq and is a predicted model, not a curated record. The coding region runs from base 515 to 3694 and encodes 1059 amino acids.